GUAAAUCCUUUUCGAUUACGUCAAAUAUUUCAACGAUCUUUUCUUCUCUCGAAAGAAACACGCGCAAUGGUGUUGCAUACGGUUCGUCGAACGUACGAUUAUAUCGUAUCUAGGAAAUAUUUUCUUAUCGUCGUCCUAAUUAAUUGAUUCCUCUUUGUUGUCGCGAUACGCCGUACGCCAUAUACGCGUAUCUCCGACGCGAUCCUAACGAUAAUCAUUAGACCGUACUAUUAUUAUCCCAUCGAUUACCAGCCGACGUUGAAAUUUCUUACGUUUCUUGGCAAACUCUAAACGAAGCGUUGCGUCAUUCGAUUCUAUACGCGUAAAAUGACUUUUCGAACUUACCCAUUUAUGGGAACUAUCUGCUUAAUAAUGUUUGCUAAACAAUAACUGACGUUUCGAAGGAAUAAACCGAUACUGAAACUCGAUGUUUCGCAACUGUAUUAUGCUCGAUGAGACCUGGCUUUGUCGGGCUAAAUAAAUAUGUUCUAUUGCAUGUAUGAUUCAAGGUAACAUACGUGGUGACCUGGAAAAAUAGUCUUCAUUUUUUAUGCCUCUAAUAUAUCUCCAAAGUACUAGUAAUCGCAAAUAAGUGCGGACUGUUACAGACGAAAAACAAUCUUGUAAACUACGUCUUUUUUUAUCCGUCCCGAAAAAAAAAAAAUGGAGAUUAAAUCCGUUUCGUUCAUCGAUGCAGUUUGAUAAAUUUCGUGGAGGAAAAAGAUCGAUCGAAUCGAAUCGAAUGAUCCUGGAAUCAAUCGAUGUAAAACAGAAUGUCACAAUGCUACAGCGUCUCUUUAUUUUCCAACGUUGCGUCAUCCGAGGGUUUUGAAUUGCAUAUUCAAGAUGGUAAUCCGAGAAAUAAGACAGCCUUAGCACCGGGUCAUAGUGUUAUGGACUGGAUUCGAUUAGGUAAUUCUGGAGUCGACUUAACCGGAGUUGGUGGUAUUCCACGUACUGUCACGUUAACCGAAUUGGCUAAUCAUAACAAGCAGAACGACGCUUGGAUCGCGAUAAGAGGCAUUGUUUUCAACGUGACCCGUUACAUGGAUUUUCAUCCUGGCGGAAUCGACGAGCUGAUGAAAGGAGUUGGAAAAGAUGCCACGAAAUUGUUCGAUAACGUUCACGCAUGGGUAAAUUAUCAAAGUCUUCUACAGAAAUGCGUCGUAGGUAGACUGAGUCGUCCAACCGCUUCGAACCUGUCCAAGACGAUUGAAAAAUCUUCCAUUGCGAACGACCUCUUGAAAAGUUGUGCAACGCAAAGAAAAAGCGAAGAAGAAAUCGGUUCUGAUCUUUCGAAAAUCAAGAUGGAUUGGCGACAAACCUCGAACACGAUAACGCUCUUUUAUCAAACGAUAAACGACUAUCAAGGUAUCUACUAUCGUAUAUCAAGGAUAAACGAUACCAAGCUCGUUUUUAAUCUAUCCUUUGAAAAGGAUAUCGUUAUACACGAACUCGAGUUGGCCGGGGAAAUCGAAUGGCCACCUGCGUGGAAUAGAAACUACGAAAGCAUGGAAGUAGACUUUACUUUCAGGAAAAAGGAUAAGACCGUAUGGAAAACUCAAGGUAGUCAUACCUUGUCCAGAGAGCCGAUAACGAACAAGAGGGUUUACAAAGAGUACGAGGUACUAAGCAACACGUCCCUUUGCAAAUUAGUUAACCUGCUGGUCCUACGAGCUGAAGAUUCUUUAGAAUUAAUACCGAGUGGUAGACACCUGGAAGCAAAAAUGAAAAUCGCAGGCGUCGAGAUUUCUAGAUACUAUACGCCUGUACCGGCCUGUCUUCAUCCGGAAGACACUGCACCGAAUUAUACUUCGGAUUGUAUCUGUCUCAUGAUAAAGCAGUACGAAGACGGUGCUCUUAGUCCAUCCAUAACAGCUUUAAAAGUCAAAGAUAAGGUUACCUUGAGCAAUGGACUUGGCGUCUUUGUCGUCGAAUCCUUCGAUCGUUAUUCCGUCGUUCAUAUGCUGGCUGCUGGCACAGGACUAACGGCAAUGUUGGGAAUAAUUCAACGGUCUCUUGCCAGGCGUAACGUGAAAAGUAUCAAUCUCGCCAACUUCAACAAAGACGAAGAUAACAUGUUCUACGUGGAGCAAUUGGAGAGAGCUUGCAAAACGAAUAAAUUGAAAGUCACGCAUAUACUGUCGCAACCGAGCGAUUCCUGGAAAGGUAGACGUGGGACGAUGUCCGACGAACUUUUGAAAGAAUUAAUAGGCAAUUGUUCACCGCACAGUUGCGUCUUCGUUUGCGGUCCUAAAGGAUUCCUAGUUUCUUCGAGAAAAUGUCUCCGUAAUCUCGAUUGGAAGUCCUACCAAAUGUACGAGUUCGAUGAUUAAAAUCAUUCUAAAACUCUUUCAUGUUUCAAGCUUGAUCGACGAAGAAUGCUGAAAAUCUACGUUUAAUUAUUUCUCGUACAAAUUCUCUCUGCGAAUAGUUCUACGUUGGGAUAUUGAGAAAGUUAUAUUAUUCAUCCCAUAUGAAACUAUUGCGCAACUGAUAGAGCUUAUUAACGUGAAUAAGGAAUUUGGUUGACACGCAAAAAGGGGAACGCUUCGUACUAAAGCUGGACUUAUCGUACGUUUGACGUACUUGUUGAAAAAUUAAACAUAACUCAAUUAUACCGAAGUUUGUCUGCCUUGUUCGAGCUGGUUUAGUACAAAGAAAAAAAAAGCAUUAAGCGUCUCUCAUUCGAUCAUUACACGCAUCAUUAAUAUUUGCCAAAAGAAUUGCGAAUGAGAUACGUCAUUCUGUAUGUCGGUACUUAGAUUCGAUAUAUGUAUACGUUUAGAAAAAUAUUCGAUUAUAUUUUCGAGAGAAGAUUAUGUAUAUUCUUCUAAUGAUCUUAUCUCUCGGAUGUCGGUGUUAAGCGAGUUUUAGAGUAAUUACUACUUAUCUUUUACAAAGUCUCUAAGUGCUCUACUAUCGUCGUUGUUAAUAAUACUUCCAUCCAUAUCUGUCCUGUCUUAAGCAUUUAUACUAAGUGGAUAAAAGCGUAGAAUAUUUUUUUCUAUAUCUUAACGAUAAUAUUAAGUUUAACGUAGACGAAUUCUUUGGCUACAUUCCUCUUAUCUAAAAUCUAUCGUAAGUUUUAUCAACGAUAUACCAUCCUUUUCGAAACACCGUUUUAUCAAGCAAUAUUUUUACACUAUGCAAAAAAAAAAAAAAAGAAACCGACUAUGACUUAUAAUAACCUAUAGUUCAAUCUUAGCUGUGAUUAAGACGAAUUACACAAAUGUGAUCCAAAAAAAAAAAAAAAGAAAGUCUUCAAUGCGAACAAAUCUCACGACGAAGAGUAUUAUACGGCAUUAACAACGUUAAACGCGAUAUUUUUGGAUAUGUCAAUUGCGAAGUAUGGCAGAAUUUUUAUGGCGGAAAUACUAUUACAUAGUUUUCUGCUAAUUACUUCGAUGGACGUUUCAAUGGACGAUAAUCAAUGUGACUCACUGUAAAUAACAAAGAAAGAACUAUUGUACGUUAUCGAGAAAAAGAGAACAACCAAAAAAGUUACAUCGCAUCCUCCAACGUUUGACAUUUCUUGAAAAUAUUAACUCUUAAGAACUGUUUGUACUAUAAAUCCACAUAUCGUAUGGUCCAGUUUACGUAUUUUUAUGAGUUUGAUGAUAUUAUAUGUGUAUACGAUUCUUAUAGAAAAUAAAAAUGUACUCAAUGGCCUAAAA
This is a messenger RNA of Vespula pensylvanica (western yellowjacket), 3677 nucleotides long. Its product is annotated as cytochrome b5 reductase 4. Lineage: Eukaryota; Metazoa; Arthropoda; Insecta; Hymenoptera; Vespidae. Gene Ontology annotation, molecular function: oxidoreductase activity; heme binding. Gene Ontology annotation, biological process: generation of precursor metabolites and energy; superoxide metabolic process. Gene Ontology annotation, cellular component: endoplasmic reticulum. The transcript is spliced from 10 exons. The coding region runs from base 774 to 2336 and encodes 520 amino acids. The record is from RefSeq and is a predicted model, not a curated record.